AUGACAUCACCUUUUACGUCAUUGGAUGUGAACAUCAGCAAGAAGAAUGAGGCGGUGAUGAAUGCAUCAUCAGUACCACUAUCAUCUACCGAGCCGACAUCAGUACCUAUCAGCAAAUCGGAUGGGAUUGAGAAUACUGUUCACAACCAAAACAUCAGCAGCAACAAUAGCAACAACAACAACAACAACAGCAACAACAAUGGCAAAUCAUCAUCCCACCUGUCAUUGUCAUCGUUCAGUAGCAAAUCACCUCUUCCGCCAACAACAGGAAGGAUACACACAAAGACAACUACGCAGACGAACAGCAUUGACAAUAAUGCUAAUACUGCAGCUGAUGAAGUCAACAAACUAUCCGUUUCUUUUGCGGUAGAAACGACGACACUUUCUUUCAUGCUAUCUGAUGAUGAAAUUGAUGAUGACAACGAAGAUGAGCAAGACGAAUCAUCACCACAUGCAACCAUGACUACUACUACUACUACUACUACUAUUACGACUACUAAUUCACGUCGUCUCAGCGGCAGCAGCAUUUUGGAUGCGAAUACUACCACUGACGACGACGAUGAUGAUGAUGAUGACUUUGGCAAAUUGUAUCGUCGACCCAGGCGUCAGAGACGAUCCGUAGGCUAUUACAAGUGGUUGGCGACCAAUUCGCCCAAUGAAUACGUCGAUAUGAAUGGAAAUCCAAGGACUACCACUUUGAGUGGCAAUAGCUCUCAUUUGGACGAUAGUAUAGAUACCAAAUCAUCAUCCUCUGAAUACGAUGAAGAGGAAUCCGAAUAUGUCUUUGAUCAUGAUGAAGAUUUAGAUGACGAUGAUGUAGAAGAAAGAGAAGAAGCAACGAGUGUUAUUGUGAAUGGUGAAGAUAAGACAAUGGUGGAGCAGCCAGCUAGUGAGAAUGAUCCAUCCAGUGCUACCAAUGAAGCAUCACCAAGUAUGCCCGCAUCUCCGACAGUUGAUGCAAUGCCCCUACUGUCAUCUAGUACAUCCGAACAAGUGGCAUCGCCGUCUAGCACUGGAAUUCUGUCUGAACAAGUUGCAAAGAAUCAAAUCGUUUUGGCGACCCCACAGAGAAGAUCUCCAAGAAAGAGACAGUCCAUCAUGCCGUCCUUGUCAGAACAAGGUCAAGUGCAAGUGCAAGUGAAAACAUAUGCAGAUGCAGUCAAGAAAACAGCUCCAACUGCUGUACAAUCACCGGUACCAUCUUCCCCAGCAAGAAUCAUCCUAUCGGAACCAAUUGGACACAACAUCCAAAGAGUGGUCAUGACUACUCCAAUUCGACGAUCGCCUAGAAAGAGACGACCCAUUCAACGAGAUGAGACAAAGAUGGCAAUUGACCUUUUGCCUUCCAUUGCGGAACCACCGCAACCGUCAAGGAUGGACGAAUCAUGCAACGACACGAACAGGAAAGAUACUUCCACAAGAAGAGCUACUGUCGCAACACAGGAUGACCAACCAGAAUCAACGACGGCAGGAACUCCCAAGAAGCAAGAUUUAACAAGAGAAGCUUCGUCCACCAAUGGAAUUCUGUCACAGCCAGGUGGAAGCGUUCACAGAGUCAUUGUUACCACUCCAAUUCGAAGAUCUCCAAGAAAGAGACGUUCCAUUCAAGGAGAUGAGUCGUUCUCUGCAAUGCCUUCCAUUGCGGAACUAGCCCCGGCAUCGCCAAUUUCUGCAAAGAACCAACAACCAAGUCUGUCAUCGUCCACUGAAGCAACUAUUAAUACCAAUUCGGAAGGAAACAUCGAAAGGCCGUCGUUUUCCAACGAAAUCCUGUCCGAGCAACUUGGAAACCUGCAGAGAGUCAUUACUACACCGCUUCGAAGGUCUCCAAGGAAGCGACAGUCCAUGCAAGGAAAUGAAACGAUGGACUUCAUGUCAUCCAUUGCCGAAGCAGCGCUAUCGCCAAUCGCAAAGAUCUCUUCGCCAGCACAAGCCGUUCCGAAUGCCAAAGGACAAACGUCCAAGGUCACUAAGGAAAUGUCGUCAGUGACAAAGACAUUGUCAAAUGCUACGAUCCAAUCACCAGUAGACGCGGAAAUGAAUACUCCAGUGACUCAGUCACCAUUCUCAUCAACGUCCCAAGCAAAUAGUUCUGCCAAGAAGCAUCGAAUCGUCACCACACCAACCCGAAGUUCUCCUCGCAAGAAACGAGCUGUGGAAGCAGGCGAAACCGAAUGCGUCAUGUCUCCGUUUGCUACAGCAGAAUUGUCUCCGAUCAAAAGAGAAUCAACUUCGCCUACUGUGGCUACUUUUCAAUCUCCCAAGGCUCCUUUCCUUUCACCACAGCAAUUGCCGCCAACAAGUCAGAGUAUUCAAGUCCAAGAUUCGGCUGAAUGCGAAUCAGCAUCCACCUCACUGCUUUCUCAAUUCACAAAGUUACCACCACCGCCGGAAACUGAUACUUCUGUCACCAUGGAUGUUGAUGAGACCAUCAAGGUGAUGAAUGAAAGCGACUCCUCUUCUACCGAACAGGUGGAAUGCACUACACGACUAGAUCAAGCACUGGACCAUGGCCAAGACAGUGUUGAAAAAGAAGAAAAAUCCGAAGAAGAUGAUGAUGGAAAUGCAAGCGCAAGCAAGUCAUUUGUACUCGAAUACAGUCUCGAACAUGAUGAUGUCCCAAUCGAUUCUGGUUCAGUACAUGUUGAUGAAUCAUCGACCUCUCCAGUAUUGGCAUUGGUACAAUCCAAAUGCUUCAAGGUUCGAAUCGUCUACGAUGAAUCGCCACCUCCACUACCAAAAAGUAUUCUCCGAAGAAAGUUGAGAUAUACCAAAGCGUAUGGCAAUGAAGAAGUGGAGAUGGAUAAGAAGCAAGACGAUAAGGUGGAACAUGAAGAGGUUGAUGAAUCGGACAACACUUCUUCGUAUGGAAUCACUCUGCCAGAACUGAGGCAUCGCAUGGCAAUCCUUUUUCCAACGGACUACUCUGAACUGAUCCAAUCGUCUUGUGAUUCAGCCCGUUUGAUAGCAUGCUUCACCUUAUACAAAGACGCCUUGUUUGUUGAGAAUGAAUCAAUAACGCAUCCUCAGCAACAGCCAGCAAAGACUGCUGCUCGUGCAAGAACCCGACGACGAAGACUAUCUUUGGAAUGCAAAACUCCGGGAAUCAAUUACCUGCAACCGAUCAUGAUAUUGCUAAACGAACUUGUGCAGCUUGAAUUGGUUCAGUACCAGUCCAUGUCCAUGGCAAAAGAAACAAGUGAUGCAGCGUCCAACAGCAGCAGCAGUCUGUCAGAUGAUAAGGAAGGGUCGCACCGAGUCCAUUUUCCAGCGUUCGACGGUUCUGCCUUACAACCUCCCAGCGACGUCAUUGUAGGAUCCGAUCGAGUGCGUGAGGAAAGUAUCGAACAAUUGACCAAGGUUGUGAUGUCAUCACAGUCUCUGUUUGGUAGCUUGAUAGACGCAGAAGACCCACCAUCUGAAUCUUCAGCAACAAAGUUUGAUGUCGGUCGCAUGGCCAUUACUGUCCUGCAGAGCUUGGUACAUUAUCUUCAAACUGACUUUGUCACUCAUGGCCAUGCGGUUCCCUGUUCAUGGUCCUUCCCCUUGCAAUCCCAUACAGUUUCCCGAGUCGAGAAGGCUGCCCAGUCAUAUGCUCACGAUUUGUCUCAUGUUUUGAGAAAUUCACGAACGGAAGAGACUCCAACAUGCCUCACGUUCCCAAAUCCGUCGCACGAUGUAUCUAUUGCUUACCGAAUGUCCCAAUCCAGAGGUUGUGGCCCAUGGGAAUGCAGGCUGGCUGACACUGCGGGACAGCAGAUACGAUACUGGCUUCGAACGUUAUUGAAUCCCAUUCCCGAUCGUGCUCCACCAAAAAGUGCGAGCAAUUGCGCCAAGGCCAAGCAAUGGAGACGCCGAAUCUGUGAUAUUGUCGCUCUGUGUGUUGAAGAUGCUGAACAAUCCAUGGCCGUGGAAGAUGGAUCCAUGAGUUCGCUUGUCAGUGAUGCUCUAAGCUUUUUGCAUGCCCUCUUUGGAGCGUCAUCAUGGGAAGAUUUCAUUGCAGAAGGUGAUGAUGGUUUGGGAGUUCCAGAUGGUACCAAUACAAUAAGAGGCGACGUCUUCUUUUCGUCCACAAUCUCUCUGCGACAGAAUUUCAUCCAAGAACACCAAUGGAAUGACUUGGAGGAUGAAUUGAUUGCAGCCACUGAGUUCUUGGCAGCCAUGAACGGUGUUCGCUUCCUUUACGAGCUCUUUUCCAUUCUUGUGAAGGAACCAAAGUACUACAAGGUAUGGAAGAAGACCAUUCAAGAGCUUGCUGGAACCUUGGCAUUGGUGGACCAAGCAUGCAUUCAAGAAGAAGAUGUUCAGUUGCUAUUGUUACGAACUCCACUGGAGGAGAUCUUGAUAGUUUUGGAAAAGAUCUCGCAGCAACAUUCUACCAAAUACACCCAAUGUCAGAAGCAGCUGAAGGAAUUUUCCAAGCGCUUUGCCUUUGGCAAAAAGUCGAAACGGAAAAAGAGGCACCAACCCGACUUGAGUUAUCUGGAGACUGCCUACGAAGAAACCAUGGAAAAGAUUAACUUUCCCAGAGCGAUGAGACUAUAA
Molecule: messenger RNA, 4545 nt
Organism: Cylindrotheca closterium
Lineage: Eukaryota; Bacillariophyta; Bacillariophyceae; Bacillariales; Bacillariaceae
Source: the annotation of a GenBank genome assembly